CAUGCGAGGGACAUAAAAGAGGCAAUGGCGAGGAAUGACACUCAAAACAGACAUAUUGUGGAAAGAAUUACAGCCUAAUAUCUCUUCCAACGCUAUUUUGGCUACUGAAAAUACUUCAAAGAGAGAUUGUAAUUUUGAAACAACAGACUGAUAAAAAGAAAAUGCCAGUUGAACGUGUACCAGUUGUCCACAAAUUUGGCAUUAUCUCACACACUCAACGUCUGACUUUGGAGGACAGACUUGCUAAGAAAUCACUUGCCACUAAACCACCACGUACGUUCUCUAGGACGAGAAGGUUGCCCUAUGAAGUGACAGAGGAUUUUAUUGCCAAGUUCAAUGAUAGUAAUGAAGAUGACAGAAAAGAACUUGAAGGAUUUGCCCUCAAAAUGAUAUCACGAGUCAAGAGAAGAGCUGGUAUCAUAGCCGGGGGGCAAGGAGACCAUGUUGAUCUAGCUAAAUCAUGGACAGAAUUGGGAUUACUGGCUCAAUGUACAAACAGACAAGUACAAGAAGAAUCUCUAGAAUUGCUGAUCACCUCUCUUGGUCAUGCCCCACCAGCUGCAGAUCAGGUUCCUAGCUUGUUUUAUCUUGCAAAAAGUUGUCUUCAUUGGUUGAGAAAGUGUGGAAUAACUCAGUCAUGCUUGAGAACAGCUGAGUUAAAACUCAUCAGGAUGGGUCAUCUGGCUUUUUCAAGAUUGUAUUAUCACAACAUGACACAAGAUCUCAAGGAAUACCAGGAUGAAAAGUGUUCCUUACUCCAAUACCUCUCAGGGUUUCCAGAGGAACAUGAAGCAGCUUACAAAUCAUUUCCUGGUGUUUUGCUUGCUGUCAGGUACAUACAAGAAGUGGGCCAGCUUAUUUGCACUGGUUGUGAGGAGCCUAAGCAAGCAGAAUCUUUAGUUGUGGAGACUUUACCAGACACAGGGGCUACACACAAGACAGAGACCACAAACCAGGACAAACAAGGGGUAACAGCAGCACCUGUAGGGAACACGACUGAAGGAGGGAGAGUUGGGUUAACUUUGUUAUUGGAGGAAGAGGAAGAAGAACAGGGCAAUGGAGAUCUGGUACAAGUCCAAAGUUUUUUACCUCUUAGAUAUUUCUUGAUGAUAGCAUGGCUUGUUGGAGCAGAAUGCCACCAUCAGAGUGUGUGUAGUAGUUACAACUAUGAUAAGUCUCUCUUGUAUCUUUGUAGGAUGGAUGUCUGCUGCGCUUUUCAAGUACUCACGGAAGUGUCUAAACGUGAUAUUGCUGUUCUGCGCACUUUUCAAGCUUUAGCCGCUGGUAUGUUUACCAAACCAGCGGAGAUAUCAGAAGUGCAUGCGCGUCACAUUCACGUUUGCAACAACUGUAUGUCAACGAUAACUGGGCACCAGUCCUUAUCGAGCCCAGACUUACAUGACGAUGGUUUUAAGCUGAAUCAGGAAAGAACUCGAUCAACUUCAGGCUUCUCAUCUGCUGCGAAGACUCCAAGUUUUGUUAAAGGAUUGCGUGACUUUGCUAACCUCGGCCUUGAAAAUGAUAAAGCUAAUCAGUCAGAACAUGUGGCGGAGAGCAUCAAGUCACGCAAUAUCUUAAGUGACACAUCUGAGGCAAGUUUUGCUGAUGUAAGUAGCGAAGAAAGUGAACACCAUGAAAGAUCUGGAUUUGUACGUGGCAAUUCGGCGAGGAAUUUGUCCAAAACCAACAAGAAAACAAAGAGAACAAUUGCCGUUGAAGCUGAAAGUUCCUCUGAAUCUGAAGAAGAGAUAGAAAAACCACUAAAAUCACAAAUAAAGAAAUCAAACCAAACAAACAUUCAGGAAAAGGAAACUCAUGGAUCCACAAGAGCACACGGUGGCAUAGCGGUGCGAUUUAAUGUCAGACAAACAGAGUUUUCGGAUCCUGGGGCUGGAGUCCCUGCGGUACGGAUGGAGAGAUCAGUAACUAAAGAGAGUCUGUUCAGUGUUCCUACACGAGACAGCUCUGUUACUCUCCAGCUAGAAGACGAAGAUGACAGAAUUAGCGUCAAGACUGGCACGUCUCAACUCUCAAGUCCACCUGGAUUGACGGGGUGGCGCUGGGAACUAGCUUAUCUCUACACAGACUGUAUGACGUCAGUCUGUCUAAAUGGUCAGAGCUCCACCAUCCAGAAAACCGCCCUGCUUGGGAGUGAGGCUAACCGGAAAGUUACUUUAUAUGGUAAAAGACAUGACAUGGUUCAUGAAGGCUUGGGACUCCUAGAUCUGCUUAAAUUAAAUUUUUCCGCAAAUCAAGUUCCUCAGUUCGCUCAUAAAGAUUGGAGCUGGAGAGUCAGGUUUGCAGCCGUGCAGGGCCUGGUACGUAUAUGCCGUCAGUGUAGUGAUGAUGCAACAAAAGACGGAAUACGCGGAGUGGCCUGGAAUCAACUCAUGAGGCAUCAUUCCCAAGAGAGAGAUGUACGUGUCUUGGAGGCCUGGAAAUUAGCUCAGAUUGAAUCAGGUCUCGAUAACAAGAUCCCCUCACUCGAUGUCAUCAACUCCUCAUUCCCUACGUGGGCUGCGAGCAGAUUGUCAGCCGUUUUACUUCCUUCACUUCCACCCGUCGUACCACCCAGCUCUCGCUCCAAGUCUCGAGCACGUACAAGUCGGUCAAGACCAACAGCGCCUGUUGUCAAGAGAGGCCCCAAGCGUCCUUCGUUAAGGCAAGAGAUUCUCUUGGCUACAGCGGCCCGUGAGCCUCAACCCGAUUACAACAGCCGUAUGAACCACGACUUAAUGCUGGUCAUAGAGGACCAGUGGAGGAAACAGCUUCACGAAGAACAGAAGAAGGAGGAAGAAGAGAGGAAGAUAGAGGAAGCAACCAAAGUUGAAGUCAUAGUGAGGAAGGAUAGAAGACGGACUAUCCAGGGGAGCGGUGUGGGUGAUAAUAAAAGGAAGGAGAAUGGUGGAGGAGAAGUCUAGUAAGCAGGUUAUUGUAGAUGAGGUACGGAGUAAGGGAGAUGAAAGAAGGGUAAGGUGGCAAGGGCGGCAGGUGACUUUGGAUGAGUAAUUGCUGGAACCGGCGGACAAAGAAGUAGACGACAAGAUUUUAGAUUUAGAUUUAGUUUUAGUCCAUUUUCACUGCAUUAAGUUUUGCAGUGGGGAAGGACUAGAAAGGAACAUAGGAACCAUUCGUAAGCGAAACAGAGUGAAGAGAAGCUAAGAUAAAAGUCAUAAGAAUAAAUACCAAGAAUAUAUGAAGAGCCCAAAAGAAUCCUCUGUAAAUUUGGAAUGAACUACAACGUGUGGCUUUUUGGUGCAGGUCGAUCAACUUUCAAACAAUUGAAUAAAUAUCUAAUAUUUUUGUCAACAUC
Messenger RNA from Stylophora pistillata, 3313 nucleotides. RefSeq lists its product as uncharacterized. The record is from RefSeq and is a predicted model, not a curated record. NCBI's taxonomy places the organism in Eukaryota, Metazoa, Cnidaria, Anthozoa, Scleractinia, Pocilloporidae.